AUAUUUUGUUGCUUUUAUCUGCAGGUUAAAUAUAUCGUCUUAGUUCAUCAAUUGGAGAGUAAUUAUUGGAUUUAGAUGAGAAGAGCUGCAAUGUGCUUCUCGCUGUCACAGUUUCCUCGAUGUAGAGUUCAUACAUUGACUAAUUCAUGGUGGCAAAGUUUCCACCAUAUAAGUAGGAUUGGUAGGGGAAGCAUUAGCUCCAAGAUUCUUGCCUCUGGUAAACAUGGGCUGGAAGGUAGAUAUAAUAGUACUGAGAAUAAACGGACACUAACUACAAAAUCUGAAGGGAAAGACAAGGCUACUUUUAGCAGAAAAACAACUAUCAGCCACGAAAUAUUAGAUGAAACUACAAAAUCUAAAGUAGACGUAUAUAGUUCAGAAAUAACUGAAAUAGGAAGUACACAAUAUGUUGAUAUUCGACAAUCAAUUGCUGAAAACAAAGAUUUGGCCAAACUCAUGACUUUUAUCAUUUUUGAUAUUGAGACCACUGGGUUUAGCAGAGAACAUGAAAGAAUUAUCGAGAUUGCAUUGCGAGAUCUUCAUGGGGGUGAAAACAGCACAUUCCAGACAUUAGUCAAUCCUGGACGUAGUGUUCCCAAUGCACAUAUCCACAAAAUUACUACCGGUAUGGUCAAUAGACCUGAUGUCCCCAGGAUGGGGGACCUCAUUCCGAUCUUGUUGAGGUAUGUAGGAAGCCGCCAGAAACCUGGUGGAUAUGUGGUGUUGGUUGCGCAUAAUGCUCGCGGUUUUGAUGUUCCUUUUCUAAUUAAGGAAUUCAGUAGAUGCUCUUUUGAUAUUCCCUCAAAUUGGUUGUUCGUUGAUACUCUUCCUCUGGCACGUGAAGUCAUGAAGUCGACAGGCUCAAAGGUUCCUCCAAAAGUCUCAUUGCAAGCCCUUGGUCAACACUAUGGGAUCCCAUUAGCUGGUACUGCUCAUAGAGCCAUGGUGGAUGUGCACAUGUUAUCUGCAGUUUUUCAACGGCUGACUUUCGACCUGAAGUUGUCAAUCCCUUCUCUUAUUGAAGGGCAUUCCUUUUGGCCAUCAGAAGUAGGCAACUCAAAGAAGAAGAGGAAUCCUGGCUAAACAUAGAAACCAUACUCAGGUUGUUCAAAUAGUCAGUUGUAACAUUCUUUUUAGUGAAGUUAUUGCUGUAAACAAGUGAUAGAAUUAGCUAAUUAUUCCAUUAAAAAGGCUGGUCAGAAACCAGUGUUGUUUAUGAGCCUUGGCAUUGAUCUUUGCCACUCUUGUAAUUUAACUUCUCUUUACCUAGUCAGGAAUUUGAAAAAUCCUGUUGAAUUUGCAGCUGUCAAAUGGUUUUCUUUGUCUUUCAUAUGACUGAAUCAGUUAAGUCUCAAUCCUAACUUGUAAUUCAGAUCGGCAAUAUGUAUUUUAUAUAUCAAUUUCGCUCUUCAGAGUUCAGUA
Lycium ferocissimum is the source of this 1422-nucleotide messenger RNA. RefSeq names its product exonuclease DPD1, chloroplastic/mitochondrial. Gene Ontology annotation, molecular function: nucleic acid binding; 3'-5'-DNA exonuclease activity. Gene Ontology annotation, biological process: DNA catabolic process. The coding region runs from base 76 to 1083 and encodes 335 amino acids. Lineage: Eukaryota; Viridiplantae; Streptophyta; Magnoliopsida; Solanales; Solanaceae. Gene Ontology annotation, cellular component: cytoplasm. The record is from RefSeq and is a predicted model, not a curated record. The transcript has 3 exons.